This is a messenger RNA of Nilaparvata lugens (brown planthopper), 1688 nucleotides long. RefSeq lists its product as uncharacterized. The coding region runs from base 67 to 546 and encodes 159 amino acids. Lineage: Eukaryota; Metazoa; Arthropoda; Insecta; Hemiptera; Delphacidae. The transcript is spliced from 2 exons. The record is from RefSeq and is a predicted model, not a curated record.
AGUACGCCUUGGUCUUCUCAGUGACGGUAUACUCUCCUUAGUGCUCCAACUAAAAUCCACUGCGAUAUGUUGCCAUACUUCUACAAAGUUUUCUUCUCCUCUGUCAUACUGGUGUGUUUUAUUACUGUUUCAGUGUUGGCAGAUAAUUCUGAACAACAGAAAGACACAGAUGUUGGGGAAAUCACGAUACCUCUACAAAGUUUCAAAAGUGUAUUCGACAGUUUAUUGAGACCAUCGUACUCAAUGGAUGAGAGCAGAGGCUGGAAGAAGAUGGCAAUGCCGUUUCUGCUGGGAGUGACACUGAAAAUGACCACUCUGAUUCCGAUGGUGACUUCGCUGAUGACUAUAAUCGGCGGUGUGGCACUGCUCUCCAGCAAGCUGGCUCUGCUCAUCUCACUAGGCCUGGCUCUGCAUUACUACAUUAUUGCCAAGCAGCAUCAAUUACACAGUCAGGCGCAUCUGCAGGGAUUGGCCUAUGAUCACGGCGCUCACCCUGCCAGCGCCUACCCGUUGCCGGUCACUCACAGGUUCAGUGUUCAGGCGUGACCAGAGCUCGACUCCGCCUGUGGACAAUAAUGUUAGGCCAUCUAUGCAUGUCACACAUUUAUUCCUGAACUGAUUUCUCGCAGUCUGGCUGCAUGUUUUUCAAUUCCAUAAAACGAAAUCUUAAUGUACGGACAGUGUUAAAAAGAAUUGCUGUUCAUAAAAUGGAAUAUGAUUAUUUAUGUAUAGUGAUGAACAAAUAAACAUUGAGGUUCAUUGGAGAAACAUGAGGUAAUUAAAUUGAAUUUGAAAAAGUAUAUGUUCGAAAUCUUCAAAUAGGAAUUUACGUAGGUCCCAAAUUUUUAAAUUUAGGUGAGUUAAUGUUCUUAUUCAACCCGUUUUCUACUAAUCCCGAAAGUCAUUGCUAUGCAAUCAAACAAUGAAAUGAGAAAAUUCUUCAUUAGGCGGAGUUGGGACUAAGUCCUAUUAAGUGCUAUAAGAAUAUUGUAAACUGUUAUUGUUAGUGUGUUCAAAUUUUCUCCAAUAUGAUAUUAAUUCCAUGAUUUCAUAUAGGUUCCAUGUUCAAGAGCUUUAUUCAUCGAAGGAAAUUUUGAAUCUGAGAAUGAAUUUGAGAGUUAUUGUUGAAUCUUUUCAUAGAUGAUUCAUUCCAAAAAAAACCUUGUAUUGAGUUUAAAAGGAAAUUUUAUUGGAGGGAAAUCAUAAUAAAAUACAGUUUAUACUUGGGAAUAAUAGAUUUGAUAAACGUGCUCAAUUUCAUCAAGUUUCAACCAAUCCAUAGUUUUGAUCAACAUAGCUCAUAACUAUGAUGUCAUAGAUCAUAGAAUGAUUCAUAUUUCUUGGUCAACUCCCAAUAAAUAUAGUAUUAUUUCAUUCCAUUUCGUUUGACUCUAUUCACCCCGUCGGCCUCCUGUAUUGUGUUAAUACCUGAUGGUUUAUGCAACAUCAUCACUGUUCAUUUGUUACUAAACAUAAUGAUGAUCAGACCUGUGAUAUCGAUUCCUGAGGGAUUAUAAGCCCCAAUCUUAUACAUUAAUAUUAUUCAUUUAUUUAUUCAUCGAGCUUUGUAAAUAGUUAUUUAUUGAUUCAUGAUGUUUAAAUAUUGUAUGUUACUUGUAGAAUGAAAACAAACCUAUUUUGAAAUCAUAAUUAUUGUUUCAUUUUCAGAAUAAAUUGAAGAAAUUUAU